This is a messenger RNA of Daucus carota subsp. sativus, 1912 nucleotides long. RefSeq lists its product as uncharacterized. Bases 431 to 1621 code for a protein of 396 amino acids. The record is from RefSeq and is a predicted model, not a curated record. The transcript has 7 exons. NCBI's taxonomy places the organism in Eukaryota, Viridiplantae, Streptophyta, Magnoliopsida, Apiales, Apiaceae.
CUUUUCAGAAAUCUGUUUUUCCUUGUCCAUUUACCAAAACCCUUGCCCCAUUCUUUUUUCUCUCUGUGGAUUAAUAUCUGCAGGGAGAAAGAAGUGGUGGCACAAGGGAUCUUUGUGUUUAUCUGGGCUAUUGUCUAUUUGACUCUUGCUUUCAUUGUAAUUUUUAAGCACCCUUUUGGAUCAAGUUUCAAAACUUUACACUUGAUUCAUCAUAUUGUUUUGUGGGAAAUAGGUUCUUGGUGAAUCUUUUGACCCAAGAUUGCCAUUUUUAAAAAAAACAAAAAACCAAUUCUUGAAUUUAAAAUUUAGAGCUUUUGACUUGUGUAAUUGACAAUUUUAUGACAUUGUGAUUUGUGGGUGUUUGUUAGAUUGGUGUGUGGUGUUCUCUGUUUGAUUAUUGGCAGGCUCUUGUGAAUUGUAAUCUUGCAAAAUGUAUGGAACUCUAAGCAAAAGGGACUUGGCUUUGGAAACACAAGCACAAGUGACUAUUUUGAGGCCAAGCAUUCAUUCUCGAAGGGCAAGCCUUGUCGUAAAAUUUCAAGAUAUUUACGGGUUUACAGUGGAAGGCAAUGUAGAUGAUGUGAAUAUAUUGAAUGAGGUUCGAGAGAAUAUUAGGCAACACGCUAGAGUCUGGUGGGCAUUGAAUAAUAGCAAAGGUGCAGAUUGGUAUAAGCAGACUCAGGCAACGUCCCCCCUCAAGGCAUCGCUAAAGUUUUCGUCGUUGGUCAAUGCCAUUACUCUUAAGAGGAUGAUUAGGAAAGGAAUUCCUCCGUCUUUGAGGCCUAAGGUGUGGUUUGCAGUGUCCGGGGCAGCUACUAAGAAAUCUACUGAACGAAAUAACUAUUACAAUGAAUUGCUCGCUGCGGCUGAGGGUAAAGUUACAGUUGACACAAAGCAGAUUGAUCAUGACAUACCACGGACGUAUCCUGGCCACCCAUAUUUGGACACUAAAGAGGGUCAGGCUUCUCUUAAACGUGUUCUGGUUGGGUAUUCCUUCCGUAAUCCUAAUGUUGGUUAUUGUCAGGGAUUAAAUUAUGUAGCAGCAUUGUUGUUGCUCGUGAUGAAAACUGAAGAAGAAGCUUUUUGGAUGCUAGCUGUCCUCUUGGAGGAUGUUUUAGCAAAUGAUUGCUAUACAAGUAAUUUAUCAGGAUGUCAUGUAGAACAAAGGGUGUUCAAAGAUCUGCUUAUAAAACAUUGUCCAAAGCUAUGUGCUCAUCUAGAAACCCUGGAAUUUGAUGUUUCUAUCGUUGCCACUGAGUGGUUUCUAUGUCUUUUCGCGAAGAGCUUACCUUCAGAGACAACCCUACGGGUGUGGGAUAUCCUUUUCUAUGAAGGCACAAAUGUUCUUUUUCGCGUAGCUUUGGCUCUUUUUAUGAUGAAAGAGGACGAGUUAGUACUUACACAAAAUGUUGGAGAUGCAGUCAAUAGAAUUCAUUUGACCACACAUCGUCUCUUUAAUCCUGAUGACAUCUUGACGGUUGCAUACGAUAAGAUUGGUUCAAUGGCACUUACAAAUAUAUCAAAGCAAAGGAAAAAGCAGGAGUCAGUAGUGAUGGCAGAGCUGGAUGAGAGACUUAGACGCCUAAAUUCUCUGCCCAGAGAUGACAAAUCGCCCAGGUAGCAUAUGUGAUGAAUGAGAAAAGAUAGAUCUAACAGAAGAACCAGCUCUGGCAUGGGUAGUGCUAGCUCUGGCAUAGAUCUAAGCAAAGUGCUAGCUCUGACAAAGGUAGUGUAAAUGAUGAAUGAGCAAAGAUGGCUCUAAGUAGGCAGCUGUGGCAAUUGCCGAGUUCUGUGAAGUGUUGAAAAACAUGUGUAGAGCUCUCUUUGUUUCAUAGUGUACAUUUACUCAGAUACUUUUGAAUUCAAUCCAAUCACUUUGAUUUAGGCUGAAAAGAGUGCCUUGUUGUUGCUA